This is a messenger RNA of Alternaria alternata, 2267 nucleotides long. RefSeq lists its product as hypothetical. The transcript is spliced from 2 exons. The record is from RefSeq and is a predicted model, not a curated record. Bases 1 to 2241 code for a protein of 746 amino acids. Lineage: Eukaryota; Fungi; Ascomycota; Dothideomycetes; Pleosporales; Pleosporaceae.
AUGGCUCCUUUGCUUGGCGGGUCGCACACCAGCGAAGCCGCUGCCAAGACCUCGAAGGCCCUCUACUCGGAACCUCUCUUGCGACUUGAUUUAAAUUCAUCACGACGUUUGAUCCGCGUUCUUGAUCUGCUGCCAGGUCGUAGAGCGGCCCCGAUCCGGGCACGACUGCGGGUGGUAUCGCUCGACAACUACCCUUGCCCCUAUUACGAAGCCUUGUCAUACACAUGGGGGUCAACCGGGUCGACUGCACUCGUGACAAUUAACAAUCAUCCACUCAACAUCACCAUCAAUGCAUUCGCGGCCCUCGAGAGCCUGCGUACGCGACGAGCGACUCGUACUAUAUGGAUAGACUCGAUCUGCAUCGACCAGGAAAAUGACGAUAAGAAGAAUGUCCAGCUGCCACUUAUGGGCGACGUGUACCGGUCCGCAGCAGUGGUUAACGUCUGGCUCGGCCGCACCAAGGAACACCACGAACCGAGCUUCAGGGUCGGCAAUUUGUUCAACCCUGAACUUUGGAGCCGGACGUGGCGGGAAGUCCGUGGAGAUAUUAAAGCUCAAACCAUCGGGCCCGACGACUUGAUCAAUGCACCCGAUAUUAAUCGGCAGGCUCGCCAGCUGACUAUUUCCAACAUUCGAUCCGAUCUUCAACUGUUCUGGUACUCUCUGCGCGGCAGUCACCUCGCUCUAGCAAGUGCCAUCGAGAUGAACGACCCCUGGCACCGACGCCUUUGGAUCGUGCAGGAGUAUUUGCUUGCUAAGCGGUUGCAGUUCGGCUUUGGCUACCACUGGGUUUCAUGUGAUAUUUCCCAUCUUCUGAAAUGGGCAAAGGAUGAUAGUUACAAGGUUGCCUCGUUCAAGGGCGCCCUAGGCUGGGAUUUUGAGGCUGUGCGGCUGAACCUUUCCUGGACAGUGGGCGAGCGCUACACAUCUCUCGGUGGUCUGCAAAGUAUCCUUCGUACCCAGCAGUGCUACAGGCCCCAAGACAUGAUAUAUGGAAUGCUAGGUCUCAUCGAUCCCUACGAGGCUGCUCUGAUCACAAAGAACAACAAAAUGGAUCCUUGGGAGCUCGGCUUGAUUGGCUUGAUUGUUGACAUCUCUGUUGCCCAGGGAACGUACGCAGCAAUCCGGGGCGAGACCACGUUCCACGUGCUUGAUAUGGUGGACUUGAGAGCCACUCGUGAUGAGAAUGGGAGGCCAAGUAAUCCUCAAGCGUGGGUAGAAGCCCAUGGCAAGCUGAGCGAACGGCUGCCAUCUUGGUCGAUUGACUUUGCCCGCUUUCCCAAGCGAGGCUCUUGGAAGCAAGGCGCCUGGAGCGGUGUUGAUCUAGCAAGGCGAAGAGAACAGCUCUCAAGGCGUUGCACUCUUUCCAAAACUACCGGCAAACUGUGCAUUAAAGCUGUGCCGUUUGACAGGAUCAUCGCCCAAUUCCCAGUUGAGACGCCGUCCGACGAGAUGAAUCUUGAAGAGGACGAUAUUGUUUACAAGCUUCUUUUCUCGGUAAUUUCUCCAACUCUUCGCAUAACACUGAUGGCCAAAGAACUGGUAGCCGCCGGUAAUGCCCAUCGCGACAUGCCGCUAUUAGCCGCACGCCUUUUGCCGCCGCAGAUCAGCGCCGAUGACUUGAGCGAGAUCUUAGGCGAUGCCGAAAUGUUCUCACGUCGAACUCAUUGUUUUCUAUCAAUUGCAAUGCCGGCGGCAGCCAACAUGACCAUGGAAAUUUCUGGGCCUUCCGGAGAGGUGGAUCAAGUUCUCCACUACCGAGUGACUGGCGGAAAUAUUGCUGAACCAAAGCAUGAUCCAACCAUUAACGCGAUCAAGGCCGCAUGCUUGCUUUGGGCCUCGUUAGUCGACACUCCUGUGAACAUGCAACGCUCUGGUCAAGUCUGGGUGAAUGUCGACGACACAGGGAGCUUCGUUCACAACUGCAGCAAGUUGCUCGAAAACGCCACAGCUACUGCAGGUGGUUUGGCAUUUUUUGGCACUAUGAUGGGCGGAUUAGUUGGCAUCGCGCCGCUUGGAAUCGACGAGGGCGACCUGAUCGUUCGCGCGCCGGAUGAGGAAAGCUUCCUAGUGCUGCGGCAACGACGAUCAGGAGUUCACGAUGGCGAUGGAGACGACGCCGUUUGGCAGUUCGUUGGCCGGGCGCUCAUUUUUUCGAUGCACAACACCGAUUCAUGGGAUCGUGACGAGCUGCGCAGUGUUUACUCUUUUGAUGAGGCGCCUACUUUUAACCUAUAUUAGAUAUCGCUAUUCUAUGGAUAGGUAGA